This is a messenger RNA of Oncorhynchus masou masou (cherry salmon), 4308 nucleotides long. Its product is annotated as drebrin-like. Gene Ontology annotation, cellular component: actin filament; dendrite; postsynaptic density. The record is from RefSeq and is a predicted model, not a curated record. The coding region runs from base 136 to 2073 and encodes 645 amino acids. Gene Ontology annotation, molecular function: actin filament binding. Gene Ontology annotation, biological process: neuron projection morphogenesis; postsynaptic actin cytoskeleton organization; regulation of actin filament polymerization. NCBI's taxonomy places the organism in Eukaryota, Metazoa, Chordata, Actinopteri, Salmoniformes, Salmonidae. The transcript has 14 exons.
CUUUGUUCCUCCACUCAGAAUCUCUCCCCCCUCUCACUUUCUACUCCGCAGUGUCUCUCUCCCUCUCUUUCUCUAUACUCUCCUUUACUUCCAUUACAGUAUUACACCGGUCUGGAUGAUUGCAGAGACAGCAACAUGGCUGUGAAUCUCGGCAAGAACAGACUGGCCCUUCUAACAGCCUACCAGGAUGUUAUCAACGAGACCUCGUCCACUGACUGGGCCUUGUUCUCAUAUGAGGGCAACAGCAAUGAUUUGACUCUGGCAUCAUCAGGAGCUGGAGGUCUACCAGAGAUCACAGUGACCUUUGAUAAUGGCCGGGUCAUGUACGGCUUCUGCAGCCUGAAGGAGCCCACAGCCGCACUGCCACGCUACGUCCUCAUCAACUGGGUUGGUGAGGAUGUGCCUGAUGCCAGGAAGUGUCAGUGUGCCAGCCAUGUGGCUAACAUAGCAGAGUUUUUCCAGGUCAGUCUCACUGAGGGAGUCAACGUCAUCAUCAACGCCAGCACCAUGGAGGACAUCGAACCAUCUGCCAUUGGACAGAGACUGACAAAUGGGAUGGCUUCGGUAGCCAGCCCCGUCCUCAGCCGGCUGAGAACCAGAGAGGAGGAGAAUGGAGAGGAUGGAGUGGUAAGAGAGAGGGGGCAGAUGGGGGAGGGGUGGAAGAGAUGGAGGGGGUGUGAGGUGGAGGGGGAGAGAUGGAGAGAGGGGAUUGGAAGGAGUAGAGAGAUGGAACCAGAGAAGGGAUACAAUGACGGAGAGGGAGGUGGAGGGAUAGAGAGAUGCCUUGAGAGAGAGGUUAUAGGGACAGCGAGAUGGAGCCUGGCAGGAGAGGAGGGGGUGUUACGACAUAGGGCAAAACAAAGGAGAGAGAGACGACAGAGGGAGAGAGAGACAGAGAUAAAGGGAGAGGACAAGAGAGGGGGAGAGAGAGAGCGUUGGAGAGGCCCUCUGAGAACAGCAGAACCUAGCUAUGAGGACCUGGAGAAGGAGAAGGAGUCUGAAGUGGAGGAGGCGAAAGCCCUCAUUGCCCAGCGGGCGGACAACCCCAGGGAGUUCUUUAAGCAGAAGGAGAAGGCUGUGGCUACUGGUUUGGACAUCUCCCCUGUCUCUAGCCACAGGACCGGCCGUUUGGACAGCCCGUUACCAGGCCGUUUGGACAGCCCGUUUUUGAAGCAGCAGCACAGUCCCAGCGAGCCCAGUCCGCCCCCCCUCCGCACCCCACCUCACGUGAGGCUGCAGUCUACUGCACCCGAUGGCGAUGAUGAAGGGAGCUUAGAUCACAGUAUGGGAACGUCGUCAACGCCAAUCCCCAAAAUAGUCACCACACCCAUCCAGGAGGCGGAGGAUGACAGCCGGAAUGAGUGGGAUGGCGAUGAUGAAGGGAGCUUAGAUCACAGUAUGGGAACGUCCUCAACGCCAAUCCCCAAAAUAGUCACCACACCCAUCCAGGAGGCGGAGGAUGACAGCCGGAAUGAGUGGGGUGAGCCCAAGCAACAGCCAUGCUCGGUCCAGGACUCCACCCCCACCAAGCCCAUUCAGAGCGUGGCACCCCAGACACGCACAGACUCCAAACCCCCAUCUUCAACCCCGGACGACUAUGACCCCUUCUCAGGCUUCAGGCCUCUGCCUGCCCCCACCACCGUAGACCCCCUGGUGGAGCUAUGGGACAGCAGCCCUGCCACCGGCAUCGCCCCCUCUCAGGCCCCACACCCUGGAGGACAAGCCCAGCCCCUGCUGAGCUUUGACGAGAUGGGGGAUGUACCAUUCUGCCCGGGGGGUCCCGAGGGGGUAGAGGAAGAGCCCUCCAGCCUAGUGGAUGUGGCCGGGACCCACGAUAUGACCCUGAGCUACCAGCAAGCACUGCAGCACGCUUCAGAUGAUACCCAGCUGAUGACCAACGGGGAGACCCUGCUCAAAGAAGGGACUCAGGCGAACAAGGGUUACUUCAGCCAAUCGCAGGAGGAGGAGAAAUGCACUGCUAAAAUGACCCCAACGUCAGUGUUUUAUAACAAGCCACCAGAGAUCGACAUCACAUGCUGGGACACAGACCCUGUAAUGGAAGACAGCGACUAGACCGUGGCGAAGUCGUCGGGCCCGGCGGUGUGAAGCAGAAACACAUGCUGGGACACAGACCCUGUAAUGGAAGACAGCGACUAGACCAUGGCGAAGUCGUCGGGCCCGGCGGUGUGAAGCAGAAACAACGCAUCAUCAACAACGAAACAGACUUUUUUUUAAAGUAGUAACAACAACAAGUCUUGCAUUAAAAAAAAUUGUAAAAUGUUCUAGAAGGGGGAAAAAAAACUGAUGUUAGCCACAGAAAAGGUUUUUGAGUUAUUGUUAAAGAUGCUAAUGGGUUAAUAAGGAGCUCUUGGUUUUGUGUUUUUUUUUCUUUGAUUUCUCCUUUUUUUUCCUAUGCGGAGUAAAUAGUGGGGAGUGGGGAAUACUUUCUUGAGAAUGUAUGUGUCUUCUACAGCAGACUAAACACCCUGUACCAGACAGGUAGCCCAUUAGAAUGUAUAGCAACCCUCCCCCUAAAAUGUGGUGCCUGGUGGGAAGAAGGGAGAGUGGGAUCGGAGAGGAGUGGUGCCUGAUGGGAAGGAGGGAGAGUGGGAUCAGAGAGGAGUGGUGCCUAGUGUAAUCCUGUAGUCUUUGAUGUUUCAGUUUGUGGGGGGGGCAGAUGAAGGCGUGGCGGACAUCAGACUACAGGCUGGGAUAGCAGUACCGUUGUACUACCCCAUAAUAAGACCCUGAUACACACAAGGGAGGUAUAACGAAAUACUUGUUUUGUGCUGUACAAGUCACUUUGAAACGGAAUAUCUAUUGUAGUUUGUUAUCGUUGUGUUGGUUGGCAUCUCUCCCAGCAGAAAGUCUGACAUGGGGAAAACAAGUAUGAUUUUUCUACCAAUUAGAAGUGUUCUAUAAAUUGACAUUCAGGAUCUUUGAAUCAUGGCAAUAGCGGUAGUCUCUUGUUUUGUCUUCAGUGUUAACUAGGCAAUGACUGUAUCUAGAGCACUCAGAUGGGAAUGAGGACGUUCGUCACACAUUGUGGCACUAUGAACGGAACAGUGUGUCUUGUGCUAAGGUGGUUCUAGAGCUGCGACAGUAGUCUCUGCUUUGUAACACUACACCUUCUUUGCAGUAGAUGACACAAAUGCACCCUUUUGCUUUCCAUGUGUAUUUAUUUUCCUUGUCCGUCUUUUAAAAUGAUGUCGUUCACAUGCACGUCCCUAGAUGGCCUCAGCACCGUUUUGUGUACUAUUGUAAUUCUACUGUUGGACUAACUCUGUGUUAUUUUUACACAGAUCUCAUUCUCUCACCCAGUUAUCUUGGUUCUGAUUUCACUGUUAACAAUCUAAAUGAGAACCAUUCCGGUGGAUUAGUUUUGCCAGGAGCCCUUCUAAAUGCUUUUGAUCAUCAAGCCUAGUUUUAAACGGUAUUAUUGCUCUAAUGUUUAGAAACAGGUUUGAGCUUCUUUAUGUAACCCUCUCCACAUGGCUUAUAGACCAGUCUUCCUUUAUUUGAUCUACAGGAGGUUUCAUAUCAUUACUGUUCAAGGUUAUAGUUUCAUUCCUGAGAUGCCACUCCUUAGAUCUGAUUCUAUAUCAAUCCAGGCAUUCUUACCCAUAGAUAUAGAACAGUUCUAUAGCAGGUAUAUGUUGUUAUAGCUAUGUGCUCUUACCACAGAAUUCUGAGUGGGAACCAACAAGCAAUAAGAAAAUAAACCAAUCUAGUAUUUUGUCCUGUAAAUAGCGUUUGUUUUUUAGAAAUACACAACUACAACUAAUGAACGUCUCACAUUUUGUCAUUGUGGCCCUUAUGAUUAUGGCACUUUGAAUUUAGGCUUGUUAUGGGAUUGAAUGAGAUGUUUAAAUAAAGUUUCUUUGAAGCGAAAUAUGAAAUGUGAUUCCAUAUCCCUACCAGCCUUUUUCUGUAUAUGAGAAUCAAAUAAUGCUUAGUAAGAGCCGACCAACCCGCAUCUUUAGCAGUAACUGACACCCUUUCUACAUGAUUUCAAUAUAUACUUCUUCACCCUGAUAACCUCCUGGGUAGUAAUUAUUAUUCUCUCCCGAUCACACUACUAGGAGACUACUACUACUAUACUACUACUCUACUACUACCCCUCUUUGCCCCAAAGCAAGGCUUAGCUGUUCCUUGUCUUAUCUCUCUCUUUUCAUUAAAAACAUAUUUUAUUUAUCUUCCCUCUUUUCCAUCCGCUUCUCACACGCUCUGUUUUUUAAAUAAGCACAAGAUCUUUUGUGACAUGCUAAGUGCUGAUGUAUGUUAAUAAAAGACUUAAAAACCUCCAAA